This is a messenger RNA of Priapulus caudatus, 372 nucleotides long. RefSeq names its product myosin-VIIa-like. The record is from RefSeq and is a predicted model, not a curated record. The transcript has 3 exons. The annotation marks the transcript as partial. Gene Ontology annotation, cellular component: myosin complex. NCBI's taxonomy places the organism in Eukaryota, Metazoa, Priapulida, Priapulimorpha, Priapulimorphida, Priapulidae. Gene Ontology annotation, molecular function: ATP binding; cytoskeletal motor activity.
UACGUAUGGGCUCGGAAACCAGGAAGAAGUCGCCGACACUCGGCGCGCAGUUUAAGAAGUCGCUCGACGCUCUCAUGAAGACUCUCAGCUCCUGCCAGCCGUUCUUCAUCCGCUGCAUCAAGCCUAACGAGUUCAAGAAACCGAUGAUGUUCGACCGGGAGCUGUGCGUGCGUCAGCUGCGCUACUCCGGCAUGAUGGAGACGAUUCGCAUCCGCCGCGCCGGAUACCCGAUCCGACACACCUUCAAGGAGUUUGUCGACCGCUAUCGUCUGCUGCUUGCGGGCGUGCCGCCAUCGCACCGCUGCGACUGCCGCGUGGCUACCACCAGCAUCGCCGCAGCCGUGCUCGGCUCCACCGACUACCAGCUAGGGC